Leptinotarsa decemlineata (Colorado potato beetle) is the source of this 1566-nucleotide messenger RNA. RefSeq names its product piRNA biogenesis protein EXD1-like. Gene Ontology annotation, biological process: nucleobase-containing compound metabolic process; piRNA processing. Gene Ontology annotation, cellular component: PET complex. Gene Ontology annotation, molecular function: 3'-5' exonuclease activity; nucleic acid binding. NCBI's taxonomy places the organism in Eukaryota, Metazoa, Arthropoda, Insecta, Coleoptera, Chrysomelidae. The record is from RefSeq and is a predicted model, not a curated record.
UGUAAACUCAAAACUUUUCAAAUGAACUCGUUCCUUCUCUAAUCAACGAAUCAAACAAAUCCAAUAUGGAUACAGAGGCUCCUUACAAAGAUGUAUACAAUGUAGGAGACUACCUCAUUUUAAAACUGAGCUGUGGUGAUAUAUUCGAAGGAGAUUACAAUUCUGGGGGCCAAAACCGCAUAGAUUUGGCCAACACGAAGCAGCACAACAAUCCCAACAGAAAACUUGGUGGUAUUUACUCGUUUUAUCGGAGCGAAAUAGAAAGUAUCCACAAGUUGAAAAGUAAAGUCAGAGAGAAACCUCCUGCGCAAGUGAAAGAUCCCGAAGAAGAAAAUAAAAUAAAACUAGUUGAAGAAGAGUAUGAGCGAUUAAAGCAAAUGUGCAAAGAUUACGUGUAUCUGGAAAAAGCUGACAGUCGAUACUACGAAGCGGUUGGAAAACUGUCUGAAGCAGAAACGAUUGGAGUAGCUGCACUAGGAAUGGAUGAUAAACGAACGGCUGUAGUGAAACUACUGGCAGUCUGCACUUGGAAACACGUCUACUUGUUUGACAUGAUCAAUUUCAAACAGCGGUAUUUUUACCCAGAACUGAAAGAAGUCUUCGAGUCAGAGUAUACCUGCAAAGUGAUCCACCAAGCAGGACCGCUAGUAGACAUUCUCUACCGAAACUAUAAAGUCUUCACUCAAAAUAUAUUCGACACGCAAGUCGUGGACUUGCUCAUCGAAAAAAAUAAGAAGAAGAAAAUUCUCUCGAAUAUGAGAAACUUGUCGGAGUGCUUGACAGAGUAUCUUAAUCUUCCGUCUUCGAUGCUGAAGAAUGCUUUGGAAACUACUUGUAAACAGUGGAUCGAGAGGCCGCUGAGUGACCAGAGGAGACUUUAUGCAGCUCAACUUGUCAGUUAUCUGAUUGUACUCAAAGAACAGAUGAACAAAAUUUUGUUCAGUGAUGUGUACGAAGCGAUUAGUAACGUGCAUAACUAUUACUAUGAUCUGGAUUGUUAUGAGUUUUCUAGGAAAGUUAAUAGCAUGAAAGUUACGAAAGAUAUUGAUAAACUGAUUCCUGUGCUCAAUAAUAUAACGUUACAAAAUGGUGAUAAUACGUCCGAGAGCAGUGGUAGUGCUGAAGAAAAUCACAAUAGGGUAGAUAAGUAAUGCUCUUCUGCUAUAAGACUGAGAAGGAAAUGUAUAACAAACAGCUAGAACUUUUGACGAGGAUGGUUAGAGCUAAAAUGACUUCCACACAACAAAACCUCAAACCAUUGCAAAUAUUCCUUAAUGACAUGUUUAUAUUUUCAAAAUAUAUAAUGUAUUUCAGUUUUUAGUUCCAAACCAUUGUACACUUUUUCUUAAAUAAUUGAAUUUUAGAUUAUAUACAGUCACCUCUAGAAUUAUUUAUGAUUGUUUAUAGAAAAUGUUAACUUUAUUGUUGAAAAGUAUACUUUACGAACAAAGCCUGUAUUACUAUGUAGUAAUAUAUAUAUAUAUGGGGUCUGUUUAAAAAAAUAAGGUGUAAAUGUUCAAUUACAACUCUUCAGCCUUCCUUUUGCACAAUACAAACUAUAGAAAA